Messenger RNA from Rhizophagus irregularis DAOM 181602=DAOM 197198, 279 nucleotides. Lineage: Eukaryota; Fungi; Glomeromycota; Glomeromycetes; Glomerales; Glomeraceae. The record is from RefSeq and is a predicted model, not a curated record.
AUGGCAAUUGAAAAGGAUAAUGAUAGAGCUUCAUAUUUAGUACAAAAAGCAGAAGUUAUAGCAGAAAUCGAACUUUUUUAUUUGUUACCUCAUCAAAGACGUUGGAAAACUUGGUUUCCUGAAGUAAUUUAUUAUACUGUAGAAGUUGAGAAAGCUCGAAAAUACAUUAGAGAAGCAAUCAUAAAAGGUGAAUGGAAAAUGGAUGAUUGGCCUGAAAUGAAACAUAAAAUUUUAAAGCUUCUUAGCAUCGAAGAUGUUAUUAUAGAUCUAGCAGUUUAA